Messenger RNA from Vitis riparia (riverbank grape), 1573 nucleotides. Its product is annotated as protein CLT2, chloroplastic. Bases 88 to 1356 code for a protein of 422 amino acids. The record is from RefSeq and is a predicted model, not a curated record. The transcript has 10 exons. NCBI's taxonomy places the organism in Eukaryota, Viridiplantae, Streptophyta, Magnoliopsida, Vitales, Vitaceae.
GGGUUGAAAGGAGGUAGGAGUAGUGGCAGUUGCAGAGUUGGGAGUUUCAACCUUUUGGACGACCCGCCGCAACCGCUGUCUCCUGUCAUGGCCUUCUCGUGCGCGGUGUCCUGCGUCCGUUUCCAUGUCAUUCCUCCUAAACCCUUAACUCUUCAUACCUACACCGCCCAUCUCUCACCCUUCUCUCCUCUAAUUUCAAUGCAUAUUUCUCAAAACCCUAGAUACCAUCUUCAUUUUCCUUCCAGAUCACCCCUCCAUGGAGUUUCAAGUCACAAUUCACCGAAAACCCCCAACUUCAGAGUCCGCGCAUCCGCCGACAAUUCCCAAACUUCAUCCUCCAACACCGGACUAGUAAUCGUCUGCUCCGCAAUCACUGUAAUUUUGGCGGUUGUCAAUCGCGUGUUUUACAAGCUUGCUCUUGUUCCUCUGGAGCAAUACCCAUUCUUUUUAGCCCAGUUCACUACUUUCGGGUAUGUGGCUAUUUAUUUUUCUAUACUAUAUAUACGGUAUCGUGCGGGGAUUGUAACGGAUGAAAUGAUAGCCCUUCCAAAAUCACGUUUUAUGGCAAUCGGUAUUCUAGAAGCCCUUGGUGUUGCUUCUGGGAUGGCUUCUGCAGCUAUGCUUCCUGGACCAGCUAUACCCUUAUUGAAUCAGAUAUUUUUGGUUUGGCAGCUGGCUCUUUCUACUCUUAUUUUGGGGAGAAAAUACUCCUUCAAUCAAAUUCUUGGAUGCUUUCUUGUAGCUGCUGGUGUAGUAACCGCUGUUGCGAGUGGGUCAAAUGGUGAUCAAAUGCUGUCAGGAAUUGAGUUUAUAUGGCCAGCAUUAAUGAUAGCUUCAAGUGCAUUCCAAGCUGGUGCAUCUAUUAUCAAGGAAUUUGUUUUUGUUGAUGCUGCAACCCGGCUUAAGGGGAAGCUUCUUGACAUAUUUGUUGUCAAUUCUUUUGGAUCCGGAUUCCAGGCUCUUUUUGUGCUUCUCCUUCUGCCUUUGCUGUCAAACUUCAGAGGUAUACCUUUUCCACAGCUCCCUUCAUACCUAAAAGCUGGUGCUGGUUGCUUUUUGAAUAUUGGAUCCAAUAUACCAGGUUGUGAUGGAGCUCCAUUGCUGCCCCUGCUUUAUUUGGCUACCAAUAUAGCUUUCAACAUAUCAUUGCUUAAUCUAGUAAAAAUUUCCUCUGCAGUAGUUUCUACUCUUGCUGCAAUGGCAUCAGUGCCAAUUUCAAUUUAUGUUCUUAGCCUUCCAUUGCCAUAUCUCCCACAAGGUGCCAGCUUGAGUCCCUUUUUCCUCUUUGGUGGUGUGAUUCUCCUGUUGGGCCUUCUUCUAUACAACAUACCUCAGCCUGCCAAGCAAGACCUUUGAAUUGCUGAAGUAUUUACUUAGAAGAUGAUAUUUUGAUUGAAUUUCAUUAUAAUAUUGUAAAUACUGCCACAUCAUUCUUUACCUUGAAGGUCAUGUUUGGUAAUGGGAAUGAAUAUUUGUUACUAUUCCCAUUGCUCCUUGAACAAUAAUGAAUUUGAUGAUUCCAAUUUUUGUGUUGGAAUCAUUAUUUGUUUUUAUUUUUAAUGUCAUGUAACAA